Canariomyces notabilis is the source of this 951-nucleotide messenger RNA. Its product is annotated as regulator of G protein signaling superfamily. Bases 1 to 951 code for a protein of 316 amino acids. The transcript has a single exon. NCBI's taxonomy places the organism in Eukaryota, Fungi, Ascomycota, Sordariomycetes, Sordariales, Chaetomiaceae. The record is from RefSeq and is a predicted model, not a curated record.
AUGACUUCGUCGAGGCCGUCGAGCUUGGCUCUGAUGCCUCCAGCCUCGGCGUCCCCAGACCGAGCGUCGCCUCCGUCGCUCAGACAAAUCUUGACCAACACGGCAUUGCCACCUUACACACUUGGCGCUUUCAUGACCUUCUUGUCUCAAAACCAUUGUCUUGAGACCCUCGAGUUCACAAUGGACACUGAACGUUACAGAACGGCGUACUUCGAGCUUCAUGCCGGGCAGACUGCCGGGACGGGCGACGGUACCGAGCACGUGUGCUCCCUCUGGCAGAAACUCAUGCGUGCUUACAUAUUACCAUACGGACCUCGCGAAGUGAACCUUCCGGCGCAUGUUCGAGACCGUCUGUUGUCACUCCCGGCUACCGUUGUGCCUCCAGAUCCCUCCGAGUUGGAUGAGGCGGCAAGGAUUGUUUACGAACUCAUGAACGACUCGGUAUUAGGACCCUUUCUAGCAUCAGUAUCACUACCGCCUGAUGAGGCUCCUGAGACCGAAGCGCACGAUCCCAAGCAAGCUCGAUCACGACUCCGACUCUACAGGGAGUCGUCAAACUCCGAAGACUCGAAUCGAUCACCCAUCCCGGGUUUCUUACCUCUGCUUAACAUUGCUUGGACCAGCGAGGCUAGGAAUUCUUCGGCCUCUUCGUCCAGCGAUCCCACCGACCGUCAAGGCGGGCUCACAGAUCACAGUGCCAACACGGCUUCUCCGACUGAACGGCUCGAACCGAUGACACCGCCCACAACACCGCCGAGCACAGAUCUAGGGUUCAGUACAUCUCCAGGGAGCUUUCACCGGGCUAUCACCGCGCACAACAACGGCUGGAAGAAGAUGGGGGCGAAGCUUGGCCUCAGCAGGAAAGGCCGCAACAAGCAACCCACAUCUGCCGGGCCCGCAUCCGACUCAUCCCUGAGUGAUCCCAGCCAGAACAACAGCAACCCGCAAUAG